AUGGAGAUUUGUCAGAAUGCUGCCUUGGAAGGAGACCCCCCAGCCCUGGGUGGGCAGAGAGAAAACCUUGUGGGCACCAAUGGUAGCGGAGGGUGCCUGGGCCAGCUGCGCCCCAGUCUCUCCCUCUGCCUGUCGGCGUUCACACCGCGCCUCCUUGUUGACGAAUCCGCCAAUUGUCCUGGGGCCCCGGGUGUGCCCCCACCCCCCACACCGGCCCUUGGCUCUCCUGUCUGCCGGCCCUGCCCUCCUCCCUCCACCUCCCCGGCCCUCGGCUCCUCCCCGCCCCCUUUGCCCGCCCGGGGACUGCAGACUGCGCCCAGCCGCCGCGGGGAACGGCAGUCCUGGAGGCAGCUCCAGCGGCCCGGCUCGUCGCUGAGGUCUGCUAGCGGUUGCGGCCACCCCUCGGGGCGCUCCGGCUCCCCGCAGCCAGGAAGCCCCCGCCUCUCCGGAAUACCCCCCCUCCAGCCCAGACCACCCCCCCGCCCGCGGCUCCUGGAAGAUGCCCCAGCGGGCACGCACUCCAACAGGAGGGAGCAGCAGCGGACGAGCCAAAAAGCAACAGAGCGGCUGGUCCUCAAUAGGCUUAGGCCCUACGCAGUGAUGACAGGGAAGCGGCCACCUGGGCCUCUGGACCCGGUGAUAUACAACAAGUUGGCCCUCCUCGAGGCAGAUGCUGGGCACAGGCCACCUGCUGGGAUCUGCAAAUCAGGACCCCUGCCUGGCCCAGGCAGUGAAGGCCACCUGGGCUAUAAGGGAACAUAUUUCACCUAUCCAGUGGGGAGCCCUGAAGUGGGCCACGAAAGCUUUGCUGGAUGGAAUCCCCAUAUGUCCUAUGGGGGUGUCAUGGCUGGGCAGUCCCUGAGGGCAGACAGCAUGCUCAUGAACUGUCUGUUGUACCAGCGGGAAGCAGAGAGCAUUCAGCCCAUGGAGAAGGGCCGGGACCACGCAAUGAGGAAUCUUCUCCUGGCCCAGGAGAAGUGGGCAGGACAUCUAGACCACCGAGACCCACUACUGCAGACCACCCGGGGUUCUCCAUACCUGGGCAUGAAGGGGCCAGGGCCACCGGGUUGUGCCCCACUGGCAGCACCUAAGCCUAUAUAUCGGAACCCAAUGUGUUAUAUGGAUCCAGGCUAUGGGCCACCAUCAUGUUUGGCACUGGGGACCCCAGGGACCGAGAGUGGGACCAAGCGGCCACUGGACAUGGACUGGACAGUAGCUGCACCUUUAUUGCCUCAGGGCAACCCCCACUGCUCAUUGGCCUCAGCACCCACCAAGAGUCAGCACCUAGAGGCUACCUUCCUUCCUUUGCCUCAAACUGGGACACCAGGCAAGGAAUCAGUGGCCAACCUUUCUUCCUACCAGGUAGCCUUGGACAAGUACCGUGCCAUCCGGAGUGCCCUCUUCCUAGAUUCCAAAUACCCCCCACCAUAUGGAGGGCACAAGAAAGCAGCUGAGGGGCUCUCAGGCUCCUGGACAAAGCUACCACAGCCCCCAGUACCCACCUACCAGGAGCGGGCACCUUCCCACUACCCACUAGCACUGCAUGAGCAGCCUCUGCUGUACCCACCAGGAUAUCCACCCCCAGAGAAACCUAAUAGCUCUGUGCUUUCCCUGCAAUCUCCCAGCCCCUACAAAGGUUUCAACUAUAGGGGAAGUGGGCUACCAGGGACCUACCCCCAGCAGCAGACAGCCCGUGGGCCCUGUAUCCCCUCCUCCAAGCUGGAAGGCUGUGCCUAUCCCACAGGCUCCAUUCAGGUGAGCUCACCUGGCCUAAAGGCUGGGACAGCUACCUCCCAUGAACCUGAGCCGCCACCUACCCCCAAGUGCCAGCUAGACUUCAUCUCUCAGACACCAGGUUAUGCCUUUGCUCCUCGGGAUAACUUGUCCCUUUAUGGUCCAACUCUGGGGGCUGGAGGGAUGUCACCUGCCCAAGAUGCUCCCCAGGGCAAGCUAGGAGCUAAUCAACACAGUGCAUUCCAACUUGUAUGUCAGCCCACAGGAAGUGGAGGGCUGAACCUGAACACUGGUUCCCAAAGGGAGGCCUCUUGUCCUGUCUCCCGCCCUGGGAAAGCUGAGAAGCCCAGGCAAGAAUCUGAGGACAAGAAGUGGUUGUAUAGCUUUGGUAAGGAAGAAGCCAGAUCCAGGCCUGGCUUGGAAGAAUCUCCCACUACACCUAUUGUCAUUCCAGACAGCCCUGCCCCAAGAACUCCACCUGGCACCGGUCCCCGGAAUCCACUACCUUCCCCCAGGGAGCAUCCGCAAGGCCUCAGGCAGACCGAGGGCACUGCACCUCCCUGCUCCCCACCCAUGCCCAUCAUCAACAAUGUCUUCAGCUUGGCGCCCUACAGGGACUAUCUGGACAAUCGAUGUGAGAAGGUGCCUGACCUCCCCCUGCCCAAGGCCCAGUCCCUCAGUACCACAUGCUCCCUGAUGCCUUGCCCAGCUGCAGAUUCUGAGGCAUUCAGCGAGCUGCCCAAGGAAGCAGAAAGCAAGAAUAGGCAUGGCCAGGAGAGGGAAGUACUGCUCCUUCCUCCAUGUGGGGAGCCCCAAGUGGAGCCUGGGCCUGAUGCUAGCAGCCAAUGCCCACCCAAGGAGGAAGUGGCACUGGAUUUGAGCCUCAAGAAACAAUUGGCUGAGCUCUCCAAGGCAGCUCUAAGCCAGGGGUUGCCCACUGAGCCUGUGGCAGAAACUAAGCAGGUUAUCCAGGAGGAGCAGCCCAGGCUGCCUGCCCCACCUCCCCUGGUACCUGCCAUGGUGGAAACCAUCCCAAGGACUAGCUUCCACAGUUCUGUGGCCUUCAUGUUCCGAAAGUUCAAGAUCCUCCGGCCAGCACCCCCACCCACCAUUGCUCCUGCCCCUGCCCCUGCCCCUGCCUCUGCCUCUGCCCCUGCCCCUGCCCCUGCCCCUACCCCUACCCCUACCCCUGCCCCUGCUCCUGUCCUUGUCCCUACCUCUGCCCCUCCGCCUGUCCUUGUCCCUGCUCCUGUCCCUGCCUCUGCCCCUGCCCCUGCCCCUGCCCCUGCUCCUGUCCUUGUCCCUACCUCUGCCCCUGCUCCUGUCCUUGUCCCUGCUACUGCUCCUGCUCCUGUCCCUGUCCAGUCUGCCAGCCUCAAGUUCAUCACCCAGCCCUUGCAAGUAACCUGCUUCAACGUGGCUCUUCCGGAGCCUGUGGCUGUUCCAGAGCCUACACCUCCUGCGCCUCCUGUUGCAUCUGAGCCACACCCCCCUGCAGGCAAGGCCAGCAAGGGCCUGGAGGCUGCUCCCACCCAAGUGGGCAGCACAGAGCAACAUUUCACAGGCCUCCACAUGUCUCUGUGUGAUGCCAUCUCUGGCUACGUGGCACACACCUCACCAGAAAGGCUCCGGGAGUGGCUGGACGAAGCUGAAGACAGCCCAUCUAUCCCACUGCCGCCAUCAUCCUCCCCAGCCAAGGGCCAGAGCAGGGCCCGAGUGGCUGAGGGGCGGGCUAGGGACACAUGGUUGAGCUGUGUGGGUGGGAAGGGGCUCUUGGCAGAGCUGCUGGCCCAGCUGGAGACAUUCCUCUUCACCCACAAAUGUCCCUUCCCCCACGUGGUGCGUGCUGGAGCUAUCUUUGUGCCCAUCUACCUGGUCAAGGAAAAGUUGUUCCCCCGGUUACCGGGGUCCUCCGUGGACCACGUACUACAGGAGCACCGCGUUGAGCUACGCCCCACCACACUGUCAGAGGAGCGGGCACUACGUGACUGUGCUCUCGACGGCUGCACCUCCCGCAUGCUUAAGCUCCUGGCCCUCCGGCAGCUCCCAGACAUCUACCCAGACCUGCUGGGCCUGCAGUGGCGGGACUGUAUCCGAAGACAGCUCGGAGAACAUAACAGACAGAGUCCCCAGGCUAAGGCAGAAGCUACUCCCUCAGAAGGCUCCAGGUUCCGAGAAGAAGUCAGCUCAGUCUCAGCCAACUUAGAGCCCCGGGGCUCCAAGGCCAAAAAGAAGAAGAGGGGCACCCCUGGGCCAUGCUCUGAGGAGUCUGGACAGCCAGGGGCCACCCCUGAGAUGGAGCCUGCCCCAGAUGGAGCCUCAGCAGCCAAGCCCAGGGCAGAGGCAGAAGGCCAGGCCCCGCUUGCACCGCCUGGCUCCCUGCUCCGUGCCCGCUUCCAUCGCCUGCUCCAGGCUGCCUGGCAAGAUGGCCUACCACUGCCCACAGGCAGGCGAAGAGGCCUGGCGCAGACCCAGCCCCCAGCCUGCCCAGAGCUGGUAGGGUAGUGGAGCCUAGCACCAAGUUGAGGAGCCAUGUCAGGGCAGGAGUUCCCUUCCAAGGCUGAGUUGAAGGUUUUAUGUUUUAAGACUAUGCUUGCUGUGGCUCAGCUAAGACAUGAGCCUUAGGUCCAGUGUCCCCUGGAUUCCAGAAGGAUGAGCAGGAGGGCCGGCUCUGGCUCCAAGGAUCACCUAGGGCCUGGCUACAUGCCCUGCUGACCUUCCAAGGCUGAGCACCAGAGCGCCAAGGAUUCCCUGCCCUUACCUCCCUGUUCCAGUCUGCGCUUGCCUCUCUCCCACCCCUCUUCCAAUAUUCCUCUCCAGAGCAAGGACUUGAGUGAGAACUGGAGACUCCAUUCUCCUUGCUUUCUGUCCCUCAGGACUUGAACCUUAGGCUGGUCCUCUUUUCUUGUUUCCCUUUCCUCUACACCCUUCUCUUUGGCUUGCUACCUCCUCUCACUAGCCCCAGGCCAAGUCUUUCCUCCAGAUAUCCCCAUUCUUGCUCCUCCUUGGCCCUGGGGUGGAGACAAGAGACCCAGGUACAAACCCCUCUGCUGCUUCUGCCCCAGGCUCGCCCAACUUCAGGUAGCAGGUGGUGAGGGGGGAGCUUCCAGGGAGCCUCCUAAAGCACAAAAUUCCCCAGGGAAGUCAUGACCUCCUUCCCCUCCCCACCCCCUACUUGUACAGAUUCUGCCCUGGAAUAUCUUGUUAGUCUGGUGAAAAACAUUGCCAGAUAUUUGGGCAUAAAUGUUUGCCUUGAUGAUCUUAUUUGGUCAGAUUCUGAUUCUGGCCAUUAAGUCAUGGGUCUGGGUAGGAGUCAGCUUAUUCACCCAUUAAAGGAAGGGACACAACAGAAACCGAGGCCUACCCCAACACUAAGGAGAGCUGACUGCCUUAGGUGGGCAUCUUGGCCCCUCAACCAGACCCUGGCCGAGAACAACUUCACCCAGGAUGGCCAAUCAGCUUCCCCAGUCCUGGUCUCAAUUCAGUUGCAUUUAUUUUGGGGAAUACAAAGGCAACAUUAAGCACCCCCUGCACUUAAAAAGCUGUGGGGACAUCUUGGACAAGUGUGCCACACCCAUUGGGGUAUCUCAUACUGGCCCCUGGUCUGCCUCUGGCACUGCUCGAGGGAGGGGAGGAGAACCUGAGACAUUUCUAAACUCUUGAGAAAUGCAAUCUCCUUUGAGCAUUUGGCCCAGGGGAGGCCAUACUCCCCAUCUGCUGUGUCCAAGACACAUUCCUGCCUCCAGGGGGAGGGCUGGGCUGUAGCUCUGUCCAGUUCUGUCCAUCCACGGCAGUCCGUCAACAUCCCCUUUUAGUACCCUGGCCACAGGAGGAACAAGGAGUGGGAUGGGCACAGAGCCCUCACCAUCCCUGCCUCUCUGGAAGUCAGCCCUUAAGAAUCAGCACACAUUUAAAGAGACAGAAAAACCACCCCCACCUCAUCGACCCCACAGGCGGCCUGGCCUGGCUCUCUGCCCCAGAGAAGUGACGCUUCCCCUCCCUGCAGCCCAUGGCCACAGAUGAGGCCUCUUUCCUUGUGUGUGUACAGUUUGUACAGCUCUUGGCCCAAGUCAGUCCCUUCACUAUUUAAUGUUUUGUAAGGAGGCGGCCAGCCCCGGUGGCAACACGCCAAUAAAAGUUAUUGGAUUGUUUUA
Messenger RNA from Trichosurus vulpecula (common brushtail), 5888 nucleotides. It is a transcript of the gene PRMT2IP, whose product is annotated as chromosome 8 C15orf39 homolog. The transcript is spliced from 4 exons. Bases 1 to 4239 code for a protein of 1412 amino acids. The record is from RefSeq and is a predicted model, not a curated record. NCBI's taxonomy places the organism in Eukaryota, Metazoa, Chordata, Mammalia, Diprotodontia, Phalangeridae.